UCAAUAACAGGCCGAGGCAGCCGUUCAGGGGCCAGAGGGGAGGUAGAGGUUCCCACAGGGCUGAGGUCACCAGGGGUGGGGCUUGGUGACCGGGUUGCGUUUGAGCUGCCUCUUGAAGAGCAGGCCUUUGGAAGAGAAGACCCUCCUCUGCACCCCAGGCUUGCCCCUAGAGUGGCCUGGGUUUGGUCAGGAAGGUGGCCGAAGCCUCGCUGCCACCCCCGACCCGCGGCUGCCCACCGCCCCCGGGCCAGAGCCAUGGAAAAGUUCCGUGUGCUUUUCCAGCACUUCCAGUCCAGCUCGGAGUCAGUGAUGAAUGGCAUCUGCCUGCUGCUGGCCGCGGUCACCAUCAAGCUGUACUCCUCCUUCGACUUCAAUUGCCCCUGCCUGGCGCGCUACAAUGCCCUCUAUGGCCUGGGCCUGCUGCUGACACCCCCACUUGCCCUUUUCCUCUGUGGCCUCCUUGCCAACCGGCAGUCCGUGCUGAUGGUUGAGGAGUGGCGCCGGCCCGUGGGGCACCGGAGGAAGGACCCUGGCAUCAUCAGGUAUAUGUGCUCCUCUGUGCUGCAGCGAGCACUGGCUGCCCCCCUUGUCUGGAUCCUCCUGGCCCUCCUCGACGGGAAGUGCUUCGUGUGUGCCUUCAGCAGCUCCGUGGACCCCGAAAAGUUUCUGGACUUUGCCAACAUGACCCCCAGCCAGGUGCAGCUUUUCCUGGCCAAGGUGCCCUGCAAGGAGGAUGAGCUGGUCAGGGACAGCCCCGCGAGAAAGGCAGUGUCUCGCUACCUACGAUGCCUGUCACAGGCCAUCGGCUGGAGUAUCACCCUGCUACUGAUCAUCCUGGCUUUCCUGGGCCGCUGCCUGAGGCCCUGCUUCGACCAGACGGUCUUCCUGCAGCGCAGAUACUGGAGCAACUACGUGGACCUGGAGCAGAAGCUCUUCGACGAGACGUGCUGUGAGCAUGCGCGGGACUUCGCGCACCGCUGCGUGCUGCAUUUCUUUGCCAACAUGCAGAGCGAGAUGCGGGCACGGGGGCUGCGCCGGGACACCGCGGACAGGGACCCCGAGCCCCCCGUGACGCCCGGGCCCCAAGAUGGCCUGGACGGCGGCGGAAGCGGGAAGGCCCACCUGCGUGCCGUUUGCAGCCGGGAGCAGGUGGACCGCCUCCUGAGCACCUGGUACUCCAGCAAACCGCCACUCGACCUCCUGGCAUCCCCUGGGAUCUGGGGGGGGAGGGGAGGGCUCAACCACCGCGCCCUCACGGUGGCCCCAGGCAACAGGCUGUCCCAGCACACCGACGUGUAGGGACCCCAGCAGUGUCCCCUCGUGGAGUGCCCGCACUGAAAACGGUCUGGGGGAUUUCCAGGCGGUGCUGACCCCAAGGCAGGGCAACCUAACCCUUGCUGGCCUCCUUCCCCCAAACAGCCCAAUCUCUGGCCUAGUUUCAGGGUGUGGCCUCCUGUGUGCUCGAAAGCAGGGCUUCACAAACUUCAGUGAGCUCACUGUUCACCUGGGCUCUUGUUAAAUGCAGAUUCUGAUUCAGUGCAUCCAGAGCUGGGUCUGAAAUUGCAUUUCUAUCUUGCUCCCAGGCCACACUGACACGUGUGAACUAGCGAGAGCCUAAUAGAGCUAAGUAGCAAGAGUCUAAAUAGAUCCGCCAUGAAUCCUGGGUCCUAGAUGUCCAGAUUCUAAAUUUAAAAAUAAUAAUAACAUUGGGGCGCCUGGGUGGCUCAGUCAGUUAAGCGUCCGACUUUAGCUCAGGUCAUGAUCUCAUGGUUAGUGAGUUCGAGCCCUGCAUCAGACCCUGCUUCAGAUUCUGUGUCUCCCUCUCUCUCUGCCCCUCCCCUGCUUGUUCUCUCUCUCUCUCUCUCUCUCUCAAAAAUGAAUAAACAUUAAAAGAUAAUAAUAAUAAUAUAAUAACAUCUAACAUGCUUAAAUGGUACUACAUGGCAGGCGUUGUUCUUACAUAUACAGCUCAUUUAAUACUUAUGAUAACCUAAUGAAGUAGGAAGAUUAUUAGCCCCAUUUUAGAGGAGCAAACUGAGGCCUAAAGAGGUUGAGUUGCCUGGGGCCAUCCAUGUAGGGGCUGGAAUUUUAUCCCAGAAGUCUGGCUGCUACAUAGAGUCUAAGCUGCUGUAUUCCUCGACCCUCUAAAUAGUUUGUGUGUUUGUUUUCAGCGCUCUGGCUGGGUUUCCUGCAGCUUCCACCAAGUUUGUCUGAGUAAGCACUAGCAAGCUCCAGAUGUGUGGUAUACGGACCAGAUCUGAAAAUCAGGGCGGGGGUGGACCCAGACACCCCCACGCUGAACAUGCACCCCAGGUGAUUCGAUUAAGUUGCAAUGUUUAAGAACUUCUGCCCUAAGUUUGAGUAUGGAGUCUGGCUGGGAAGGAAAACCCUUGAAACACCAGGGUUAAAUCUUGCUAGAAGAAGUGCCACUCAGUCUCUGGCGGCCCAAACAGGAAAGAUUGGGGAAGAUCUAGCCUGUGAGCUCCUCUGGGCUUCUGCCCCUCCCUGAUGACUCAUUCAUUGCGCACACACACACACACACAAGCACACGCACACGCACGCACUCACACUCACUCAUUCACACAUACAUACACAUCCUGCUAAUGCCUCCAUCAGCACAGAUGGUGACCACAGACAUGCAAACCUGGGUUCACCCCAUGCUUUUCUGGUCUCAGGGCCUGGGGGGUCAUGCAGGGGCCCCUGGAUGUGCCCUGGAGCCCAGCCCCCUCCGUAUCAGGCAAUCUCUGUUUUCCUGGGCUCUUGCCAAGAGACUCGUAUGCCCAGACAAUCCCUGCAGCUCAGCCUUCCCCCAUCUACCAUGCUGUGGUCAGGCCAUGCAAAUGUUUGAAAUGGAGCAUGAUUCAGCAAAAGUGGUAGCAGGGAUUGGGUGGGGAGGAAAGGUGGGAGAUCUUAGAGAUGGCCCAGUCAGUACAGUGAGCUCUCAGCUCAGGUAAGCGGGCUCAGGGACCCCACUUUGGGCUGCAAGGAAGCAGCAUUUGGCACAGUGAAAAGCCACCGACUGUAAUCAAUACCCCUGCCUUCUUACACUAUGCACUUACAGAACACCUACUGCCUAGAUAGCAUUGUGUCAGGGAAUAGGGAAGAGAAAAUACACAGAUGAUAUGCCCUGCCCUCAAGGAGCUCACUGUCUAAUAGGGGGACAGAAACGGGUACAGAAAUAAUUAGAAUCCAAAGCAAAAGACAUAAGUGAUAUGACAGAGGCAAGCCGUGUGCCACAGAGAUUUAGCAUGGAGAAGAAUGGCUCCAAGCUGGGGGAUCAGGGAAGGCUUCAUUUGAAUGGGUCUGGAAGGAGAGGGAGGGUUGUGACAAGUGGAGCCAGAGAUGGGAGUGGGGCCGCAGAGCACCUACAGGGAGGAAACAGCAAGAACAAAGGCAAAGAACUGGGAAAGGGGCAGCAUAUGUUUCAUUUAUUCAUUCAACAAACAUUGAUGGAAUACCUAGAGUGCCAGAGAGCAGGACGCACGGAGAGGCAGGGUUCUAUCUUAAUGGCGCUUCCAGUCUGGAAAGGAGCUAUGACACAAGCUAGGGAGCAAACAAGCAAAUGGAGCAGUGUGCAGUCCAAGCUGGCAAAAAUGAAGGACUGGGCAGGGGGGCUGAGGAGCCCGCUUCCAGUGAGCCCCACCAAGAGUUGCUCCCUGAGCACUGCAUCCAGUGACAGAGUCUCUGGAUCAGCGCUGGACAGUCCUCAAAUGUGUCCCUGCCCUCUGAGGCCCCCAAAUGCUGUGCUUUCCAGCCCAAACCUCUUUGCCAUUGUCCGUCCACCAUUUGCUCACAUCCCCUGAGAGGGAGAUGCCUGGAGCAGUGUGUGCCACCCCACCAGGGAGUGAAGGACACGGCUGGAAGCCUCCCGCCUGCUCCUAAAGACCCUCGCCUCCCACGACAGCAGCCGUCAUGGGCGCCCAAGCUCGUUCCCCAAGCCCCAGCCAACUCUUGGUGAUAGCCCUCCUGACCACACCCUAUACAUAGGGCCUCUCUUCUGGGAGACACAGUGGCCAGCGGGGCAAGGCAGAAAUGUACUAGAAGUGUGAGCUGGGCCUGGACAGCUGCAGUUCUGCGCGAGAAGGGGAAGACAGCAGGAGGUUUAGGCCAGGACUUUGGCUUGACCCUGCAGGUAACUGGACAUGAAAGGCAAGUGUGUACAAAAGCAAGGUCAGGAGGAAGGACAUGGCAGUGAUGUUUGAAGCUGCAGGAAUGGGGAGGCCCAGCAAGAGAGAGGCUUAAGUGAGAAGAGGAAGGACCAAGACCUGUAGAGCUUUGGAGGAGAAAGAGGAACAAUCACGGGCGAAGAGUCCAGAAGGAUGCCAGGGAGGCAUGAAUUCCAAGACAGGGGGAGGAGAAGCAAUAAAUUCUGAGCUUCAGAGAGACCCAGG
This is a messenger RNA of Acinonyx jubatus (cheetah), 4391 nucleotides long. It is a transcript of the gene CALHM3, whose product is annotated as calcium homeostasis modulator 3. The record is from RefSeq and is a predicted model, not a curated record. Lineage: Eukaryota; Metazoa; Chordata; Mammalia; Carnivora; Felidae. Bases 256 to 1299 code for a protein of 347 amino acids. The transcript has 4 exons. Gene Ontology annotation, molecular function: monoatomic cation channel activity.